Amoebophrya sp. A25 is the source of this 2116-nucleotide messenger RNA. The record is from the annotation of a GenBank genome assembly. NCBI's taxonomy places the organism in Eukaryota, Dinophyceae, Syndiniales, Amoebophryaceae.
CACGAAUACCGGCGAGGAAAUCUCAGCGGCGGUGGUAAUGCUGAUGGUAGAGAUACCACAGCUUCUUUUUCAUCUUCUUGGAAUAACGACUUCACAACGACUACGUCAGAGGUGUCUGCGCCAGCACGCAUUGUUUAUUCAGAAUUGGUAAAGCAGAACGGUACGUCCAACAGCCUGGAGAAGAUGGGCCAAACAGAUCUCAUCGACCGCUCGUUAGAUCUGAUUGGUAUUCCUCAAUCCUCACAACGUUGGUGGCAGGCAGACGGAAUAGCAAAAGCGCAUAAGAAACUGAUCUACAGCUUCGCAGCUACGGAAACGACGGACUUGCUAGCGGGUGAUGUUGAAAGGCGGACCAAAGUUUCACGAGACGAAGCGUCUGCAGACGAAUGCGCAGCUUCUUCUACACAAGAUACGGAGGAAGAGACUUCUUCAGCUGGUUCAUCCUUGGAGAAAGAAGAUGAAGACGAGGAAGUCGAAGAAGCAGAUGUAUACAUGAGUGUCGAUGGAGACGACAGAAUGGACCACGUAGAGGAGGAGGAAGAAGAGGAAAUGACAGACGAGGCAUUAGCAGACUCAAAAGCUCUUAGAUCAGACUCAAAAGCAGCUUCUUCGAAAAAAGCCGCAGCCGCAGAAGAUCCAGACGGAGAUAUUGACCCAAAGCCAAGAGUAAACAGCGCGACCGCCAACAACAACGACUCGUCUGCUUUUCUACGACCUCUCUACCUACCGAAUGUGAUGGCCGCUGCAGUGGAAUCCGGGAUCGAUCUGGUAGAGUUGUUGUCUGACGAGUCCAGCGACCGUUACCUAAGCCAACACGGAACAGAGGGCCAAAACACAUACGAGACGAGGGUCGCACUUCAAGGUUUAGUUCGUGCUGCUCUUGGUUUCCCAGUGCCUUUGAUGAAGGAGACAGACGAGUCCUUGGAGCCAGGUCUACGCACUGCCUUGCAGACCUGCUUUGCGUCAAGUCGUUGGCUGCCAAAUGCCAUUUCAGAUGCGCAAGUAACUCAGCUUUUCGUUGCCAUUUCCACAGCUAAUGUGAGUAGAAUAGUCAAAGUACCGUCCAAGAGUGACCAUGAUGCUUCCGGAACAUCAAGUGAAGGCUCCAUUGAUAUGGAGGAAGAGAUAGCUCGAAGGGUCGAGACAGGUGCUAAAGAAAUAGUUGCAGGAGCGGAGAGCGCACGCGCAGACACUUGCAUCAAUGAAGAGACACCAAACUCAUCUAGUACUGCCAGCAUUUCCUCUGAAAAGCUUCUCAUCAUUGGCCGAAGCUUGUUGCGUACUCUACUUGAAGCCUUAGAUUGCAGCCUAGAGGGCCGUCCGAUACGUGUGGUACGGCGAAGGCCUGAUGGUUCUCACAAACUCGUUUUUUCGACUAAGAAGCAUAUACGUACGAGGAUCCUCGCUUACAGACAAUACCUUAACGAAGUCAAAGCUGCAGAGGAAAAGGUCGGGAAAGGUAAGAACAAUUCGAAAAAAAGCAAGAGUGUUGCCCAAACAGCAAAGACUCCUUGUUUUUCGUCUCUUACCAAACGUCUUUCAGAACUAGCACACAGCGAAGACAAUUCCGUGCCAGAAAGAACUAUCCUUCUAGUUAUGCAAGCUAUAGUUGAGGAGGCUGCUGCCGAGCGGAAAAAGAAAGAAGAGGAGGAGGAAAAUUACCUAAACGCUGGUGCUGCUGAAGAUUCCUGGUCGACGAAUUGGAAGCAGCAUUCUAGUACGGGCUCAUCAUGGUGGAAUUCAGAAGCCGCUGGGGAAAAUGAUGACUCGCCUGCACAACAAAAUAGUUACCAUGAUUAUAAGAACCACAAAGGCUCAUCAUCUUCAUCGUCGAGCAAAGGUAUGGGUAAAGGUAAGGGUAAGAAAGGGCCAGGGAAGGGAAGCUCAUCUAAAGGAAAGGGAUCGCAGGGUAAGGGAUCCAAACCCUUGCGAGAUCUUGAGGACCAUGAAUUGAAAAAAAUCACAUGGGCAAUCCCUGAGGUGGGUGGGGAUGAUGAAAACUUCUUUGAAUAAGCGACAAUGCAUCAUGGACCCACUCCCAUAGUUGGUAAUUGAAUUUGCCUCAAAUUGUAGUUUCCCUUUUUCAUCAAAUAAUCAUCUCAGAAAAUAAUCGUCG